Nicotiana tabacum (common tobacco) is the source of this 1908-nucleotide messenger RNA. Its product is annotated as E3 ubiquitin-protein ligase RGLG4. Gene Ontology annotation, biological process: protein ubiquitination. Gene Ontology annotation, cellular component: nucleus. NCBI's taxonomy places the organism in Eukaryota, Viridiplantae, Streptophyta, Magnoliopsida, Solanales, Solanaceae. Gene Ontology annotation, molecular function: ubiquitin-protein transferase activity. The record is from RefSeq and is a predicted model, not a curated record.
UUUAUUUCUCAUGUCAAGCAGUAGUUUCGCGGAAAAUGUCUGUGGGAUGACAAUAUCUCAAAGCACUUAAAGCAUUCGCUUUUGCUCUACCAAUCCAAUCCAAUGGCUUUCAAUUUGCGAUAUCCAAAGAAUCAUAUUCCUUUCUUUCUUUCCUCUUCUCUUUUUUGUCAAGUCUUCGCGAGAAGACUUGCUCAAUAAUGUAGAUUAAAAGGUCCGCAAAAUUCCAAAACUUCAACGUCAAUGGGUAAUAUUUUCAGUUUUCCAUUUCGUAAGCAGAGUAGUAGUAGUAGUAGUAGGAAUUCCAGUAAUAACAACACUUCUACUUCUUUUUCUUCGAUUUCUAAGAGCAGAAAUCGGUUGCUUUCUUCUUUCUCCCCCUUUGAAUCCUCUGUAAAUGAUAAUAAUAAUAGUUCUAUUCCGGUGAAAUGUUCUUCUUCUGAUUCGGGUUCUAGCGAUGGGAAGAUGGCGUCCACUAACAGCAAAAAGGAAACGGAACAAAUGACUCAGAAUAAGAAGAAGAAGAGCAAGUACUACUAUAUUCCUGAUAAUUUUUCAUCCCUUGAUCAGGUCACUAUAGCACUGAGAGAAUCGGGAUUGGAGUCGUCAAAUUUAAUUAUUGGGAUAGAUUUCACGAAAAGUAAUGAAUGGACUGGUAAAGUUUCUUUCAACAACAAGAGCUUGCAUGCAAUAGGUGAUUCGCUCAAUCCAUAUGAGAAAGCCAUAUCUAUCAUUGGAAAGACAUUGUCUCCAUUUGAUGAAGACAAUUUAAUUCCUUGUUUCGGGUUUGGUGAUGUGACUACGCAUGAUCAAGAUGUGUUUAGCUUUCAUAGCGAUCACUCUCCUUGCCAUGGCUUUGAAGAAGUCCUAGCUUGCUACAGGAAAAUAGUUCCAAAUCUGCAAUUAUCUGGGCCGACAUCUUAUGGGCCAGUAGUAGAUGCUGCAGUAGAUAUAGUGGAGAGAACGGGUGGACAAUACCAUGUCUUGGUUAUCAUCGCUGAUGGCCAGGUUACAAGGAGCGUCAAUACCAAUGAUUCAGAACUCAGCCCACAAGAAGAGAAGACAAUUAGUUCUAUUGUCACCGCGAGCAUGUAUCCUCUCUCUAUUGUUCUCGUUGGAGUUGGUGAUGGACCUUGGGAAGACAUGCAAAAAUUUGAUGACCGGAUUCCUGCGCGUGAAUUUGAUAAUUUUCAGUUUGUGAAUUUUACCGGUAUCAUGACAAAACAUACAACUGAUUCUGCAAAGGAAUCUGCAUUUGCUCUUGCUGCACUUAUGGAGAUCCCUAUCCAAUAUAAAGCAGCUCGAGAACUUGGUCUGCUAGGGAAAAGAACAUCUAAGGCGAAGAAAGUAGUUCCAAGACCACCACCAGUUCCUUACAAACGCGCCAUGGCAGUCCCAACUCAAGAUCAAAGCAGUCUUUCAGGAUCCGCGCAAAAUGAACAUAGCCAAGUUUGCCCAGUUUGUCUAACUGGUUCUAAGGACCUGGCUUUUGGUUGUGGACACAUGACUUGCAGAGAAUGUGGUCCAAGAUUGUCAGAUUGUCCCAUUUGUCGUCGACGGAUUACUAGUCGCAUCCGAUUAUACACUUGAUAGCAACUUCAAUGACAGGUGUAUGUAAACAUGGAAAAAACUUACCAACAUCCGAUGUUUACACCAAACUAUAUCAAUUUACUAUGGUUGAAUAAUUUAAUAAGAUGAAAAUAUGCAUAUAUUGAUGAUGAUUUAGAGAGAAAAGUUUAUGUAAACCGACAUGGCAUACAUCUAUUGGUUUGGUAUAAACAUCAAGUGUGAAUAAGUCUUUACCAGUACCAUGUAAAUAUGUGUGUAUUUUCUUGUAUGUAAUCUUGUGUUUGACUUAAAAAGAUGUUACUUUUGUAUAUUUUGUAAUAUGAAAUUGCAUUAGUUAGCUUA